Messenger RNA from Labeo rohita (rohu), 2296 nucleotides. RefSeq names its product gastrula zinc finger protein XlCGF8.2DB. Gene Ontology annotation, biological process: regulation of transcription by RNA polymerase II. The transcript is spliced from 3 exons. Bases 133 to 1203 code for a protein of 356 amino acids. NCBI's taxonomy places the organism in Eukaryota, Metazoa, Chordata, Actinopteri, Cypriniformes, Cyprinidae. Gene Ontology annotation, molecular function: RNA polymerase II cis-regulatory region sequence-specific DNA binding; DNA-binding transcription factor activity. The record is from RefSeq and is a predicted model, not a curated record.
GUAUUUAAACAUUUAAGUCAAUACAGCUCGUUCAGUGUAUCUCAUAAUUUUUUACAAGCAAUUUUAAUUAAUCAGCCACACAUGGGUAACAGAGAAGAAAAACUGAGAUCCAUGUGACACACUGUUAUAAAGAUGCCAUUUAUUAAGGAGGAAAGUGAAGACAUGAAGAUUGAAGAAGCAUUCAGAGUGAAACAUGAAGAUAAUGAGCAACGAACAGAUCUGAUGGUACUGAAAGAGGAGAGUCAGCUGAAUGAAAUGGAAGAGAAAGAUCAGUAUGAGAAACAUGACUCCAAUACUGGUGAAAAAUCCACACAAGCUAAUAAGAUUUCCUCAUGGAAAAGAGCUCCAAAAAUCAGAUCUAACAGUAGCUUCACCUGCUUUCAAUGCGGAAAGAGUUUCCAUCAGAAACAAAGCCUUGACAUCCACAUGAGAAUUCACACCGGAGAGAAGCCUUACACCUGCAGACUGUGUGGAACAAGUUUCAUUCAACAAGCGCAUCUUAAAAAACACAUGACAAUUCACUCGGGAGUAAAGCCUUUCACCUGCAAACUGUGUGGAAAGAGCUUCAUAGCACAAUUAAACCUUAGGUAUCACAUGAGAGUUCACACUGGAGAGAGGCCUUACACUUGCCCUCAGUGUGGAAAGAGUUUUACACAGAAUAACACCCUUAAUUUCCACAUGAAAAUUCACACUGGAGAGAAUUCUUUCACCUGUCAACUGUGCGGAAACAGUUUCACUGAAAAGCAAAGCCUUAAAGUCCACAUGAGAGUUCAUACUGGAGAAAAGCCUUACGCAUGCACUCAGUGCUUGAAGAGUUUUACGCAUAAAAACACCCUUAAUUACCACAUGAGAAUUCACACUGGAGAGAAGCUGUUCACAUGUAAUCAGUGUGGAAAGAGCUUCAUAACAGAAAUAAACCUUAGGUUGCACAUGAACAUUCACACCGGAGAGAAACAGUUCACCUGCGAUCAGUGUGGAAAGAGCUUCACACGAAAAGUAAACCUUAAAUCCCACAUGAGGAUACACUCAGAAGAGAACAGUUUUAAAUGUCAUCAGUGUGGAAAGAGUUUCAGUCAUAAAAGUAAAGUCAGCUCUCACAUGAGAAUUCACACUGGAGAGAAACCUUUCAACUGCAAACUGUGUGGGAGAAGCUUCUCACAAAAAGGCAAUCUUAAGAUUCACAUGAGGCUUCACACCAGUUAGAAGCUGUCCAUAUGUGUGGAAAAUGUUUAGAAGUCUUCAGUGUGUGAAGACUUUCAGUUAUGGAUAGUUCACCCAAAAAUGAGAAUUUGCUGUUAGUUUACUCACCUUCAGGCCAUCCAUAGUGUAGGUGAUGUGGAACAGUAAAGAUUUUUACAUGAAACCGUUGUCCUUGGUGAUUCAUAAAAUGCUACAGUUACCAUCAACCUAAGAGUCUAAAAAAGCAUAUUAGGCAGCAGCAUAGAUAUACAAGUUUCUCAAUCAAAACUCAAGUUCAGAUGUCUGACAGUCACCAAAAUACCAAGGUAGUUAAUCCUAUGAUGCCAGUUUUUGCCAGCUCGUUCAGCACUUCAGUUAGUACACUACACUGAAAUGAGGAAACAGCUUGGCCUCAGACAAAAGAACUUAUGGGCUGCUGAUACAAGCAUUUGUGAACCAAGCACUUGAACGAAGAGGCAAAAUUAAAGUUUCUUAUGGUUUAUGUAAAAAGGUGAGGUGAUUAAGGCUAGUUUAUUGACCUUAUAUGCUUAGACAUGUAAAACAUCCACAUUUCACAUCACUUCACCACCUAUACAUUAAACCAUUGUGUCAUUAUGUAAACAAACUGCUGAAUUAGUUAUUUGAACCAGUUCAUUGAAACAAACUGUCAAAAAGAACCAGUUCCUGGAAAAGAAUUGGACCUUAAGAUAUGGAUCACAGGUUAUAACGUUGUAAAUAAUAAUAAUCAUUUUGCUUCAAAAGUCCUCAAUAUAUCAUCAGGAUCCACAAAUAUUAAUUUUGUAUUGUGAGUCCACGGUUUCACUUAAAAAUCUUUAAUUCACUGGUAUUGUAUGAAGCCAUUGCCUUUGUAUGCAUAUAUUGAUGCUUCUGAAUCAAAAUAAACUAUUAUGUUAAAGUUCAGAGUGUGCUGAUACAGCAGACCAAACUGUGAAUUGUCAUGUUCUUGACAGCGGAUGUAAUUUGCAUAACCAUGUAACCAUUUGCAGAUUUAUGGUUUUCUCUCAUCUGGCCUUUCUGUUUUACAUUUCUUACAGUAUUGUUUACAUUUUUUGGUAAUAUUUUGAUAACAAUAAAUAAUUGAACAGACAAUGAACAA